AUACGGCAACGUCGCUACGCCCAAUCACAUGACGAUGAGUCAGAAGACGGCGUGGCCGCUCUAUCCUUUUCCCGAGCUCCCCGCUGAGGGUUUAGCCAUCGCGCGCGAGGAAGCCCCUGCGCUUCCUUAUGCUCCCGAGUUCGCAGGUCUAAUGAUCUUCGUUUGCCAAUCCCCUUUCCCCUUUCUAUGAUUCCCUAAGCUAGUUCGUCGCUCUGCUGUUCCUGCAAAUCCCGGAAGAGAUGAUGUUAGCGAACAGGCCAAUGGGCCUCCUCGGUUCAGGGGAUUGCCGGAGUUUUUCUAGGAAUGCUUGGCCGAAUGUUUCUUCGUUUCAGGGGAUUUCGAUUCUGCCGAGACGCUUCUUAGGCAGAGCUUCGGUUCUUCGGAUGGCAAGGAGAAGACGGGAUCUCGACGGAGGAAGUUCCAAAGGCCGAAUUUUUUGUGCUUUCGAGGAUAUGGGGAGCGUGUCUGCCUCCAGUAUAUUUCUUGAGAAGGAAUUCACGUUUACGCCCGCGUUUGAUGAUUAUGUGAAGGUUUUGGAAUCGGUGAGGACAGAUAGGAGUAGGCAUACGGGCGAUGGCGAGGAGGAAGGCUCGAAGAAGCGACCUGUGAAUAAGGGGAAAUCGUUCAGAAUGAAGCAGCAACAUCGAUCAGUUAGAAAUGAUGAUUCAAAGCAGAGGCCAAAUGCGGUGGAAAAUAGCUCUCGGAGUGAAAGAGUUGCCGUUCGUGGAAGGAAUAAAGACUUGGAAGAUGCUACAAGAUCAAUAACGAAUAGGAGUGAAAGAUUUUCCAUUCGUGUAAGGACCAAGGACUUGGAAGAUGCUACUGGAUCAAAAAGGAAUAAAAGUGCUGACCGAUGGGGUUUGGAUGAAGGGCUGUUACAGAAAGGAACUCCAAGGAGAAACGGCAAUACUAGUAAUCUACACAACAAUGGUAAUGGUAAUUCUAGAACUUUGAGGAAAUUUCACUCGCAAGACAAAUUAUAUGAUACAGGAGAAGACGCAGAAGGCUACUAUUUUGUUAAAGGAAAAGUGAGUCAUUUAGAGAGACAGAUGGAUAUAUCUCAAAAGAAUAGGAAAAUAGUAGGAGUUGAUAAACUUGAAACUUCCAAGGGAAAUAAUGCCAAACAUAGUAACUACUCCCAUUCAUCAGGGGGUGAAUCUCGUCCUAGACGCUCAAAGCCUGUAAGUGGGGAACUAACUGAAUCAAACAGUCCAUGGUCAAGUAAUGAUGAUUUAAAUGGAGGCAUUGAUGAUCACGAGAUUAGUUAUAUCAAUGACCAUCAUCCCAACGAUAGUAAGGUGGCAAAUACUGUGCAUGGGUAUGUAAUUAAUAAUUCUGUAAAGAGGUUACAUUCUACUGUAGAAAGUAUACAGAGAAAGUCAGAGGAACUCGUGAUGAUAAAAAAGGAACAAAAUGCUAAGAAAUUUUAUGCAAGUGAUACAAGCAAUGUCAGCCCUGGUUCCAAUAUGACUACUAAUCACAAGCUCCAUUUGACAAGGGAUCAUGGAUUGGCAAAUACCAGAUUGAGAAGAAGCGGAGAAGAGCUCAAACUUGAGGAUGAAAAUGAUGGGCAGAAUAUGCAUGUCAAUAGUUGGGUAGGGAAACAAAAUAAUGACAAAGAGCAAAUAGUGAAGAGGAACAAAUUUUCUUUGUCAAAGAAGUAUGAUGGGCAUGAUAGGCAAAACUGGAAUUCUGGCAUGAAUGCUAAUGGUUUGAAUACAAGUAAGAUGCUCAGUGAUGUUAAUUUGGACACCAGCAACUUUUCUAGAGAUGCUGAUUGCUUCGAUUCUGAGGACAGAGCUGCAUUUAAGACUUUUGAGGUGUUCACUGAUGUCAGAAACAGACCAAGGGUAUUGCGGAUGGAAUUGGAAGAGAGGAUACAGAACCUAGCAAAGCAGUUAAAUGCAGCUGAUAUAAAUAUACCUCAAUGGAAGUUUUCUAAGAUGAUUCACAAUGCCAGGAUUAAAUUCACAGAUCAUUCAAUCUUGAGGAUUGUUCAGAUAUUGGGCAAACAUGGGAACUGGAGAAGGGUACUACAAGUUGUUGAAUGGUUUCAGUCCCGAGAGAGAUUUAAGUCACUUAAGAGCAGAUAUGUUUACACAUCUGUCCUCGAUGUGCUUGGGAAGGCAAAGAGACCUAUUGAAGCACUUAACAUAUUCCAAGCUAUGCGCCAAGGGUUAUCUUCGUACCCUGAUCUUGCAGCUUACCAUUGUAUUGCUGUUACACUGGGCCAAGCAGGACUCAUGAAGGAACUAUUUGAUGUCAUGGAUUGCAUGCAAGCUGUUCCAGAAAAGAAGUUCAACUUGGGCCCUCUUCAGAAGUGGGAUCCACGCCUUGAACCAGACCUUGUUGUCUACAAUGCAGUUUUGAAUGCUUGUGUUACGCAGAAACAAUGGGAAGGAGCAUUUUGGGUUCUACAACAGCUGAAACAGCGGGGUAUAAAGCCUUCUAACACAACCUAUGGGCUCAUCAUGGAGGUGAUGCUGGCAUGUGGCAAGUACAGCCUAGUGCAUGAGUUUUUUAGGAAAGUUGAGAAAACAUCAGUACCUGGAGCUCUGAAUUACAAAGUUCUUGUAAAUGCUCUAUGGAGAGAAGGUAAAAUUGAUGAAGCUGUAGCAGCAGUGCAAGACAUGGAAAAGCGUGGAAUUAUAGGCACAGCCAGUCUUUAUUAUGAUCUAGCACGCUGUCUCUGCAGCUCAGGGAGGUGCCAAGAAGCUUUACUCCAGAUAAAGAAAAUAUGCAAGGUUGCAAAGAAACCUUUGGUUGUAACAUAUACUGGAUUGAUUCAUACCUGUAUAGACUCUGGAAGCAUUGAGAAUGGAGCAUUUGUCUUUAACCAAAUGCAUAAAUUUUGUUUGCCAAAUAUUGUAACUUGUAACAUAAUGUUGAAGUCAUACUUGGGUCAUGGGAUGUUUGAAGAAGCAAAAGAUCUGUUUCAGAAAAUAUUGGCUGGUGGUUAUCAGAAUGUUGACAGCAAUGGCUUGAGUCAAAGGGUUGUUCCUGAUAACUUUACAUUCAAUACCAUGAUUGAGUCUUAUGCUCAAAGACAGAAGUGGGAUGAUUUUGAGAAUGUUUAUAGACAAAUGCUAAACCAAGGGUUUCACUUCAACACAAAAAGACAUAUGCGCAUGAUGCUUGAUGCAUUCAGGGCUGGGAAGAUCCUGGUGCUUGAGUCAACAUGGAAGCAUUUGGUUCGCUUUGAAAGGGUGCCGCCAAUACCUAUUAUCAAGGAAAGAUUUUGCAUGAAACUAGUGGAAGAAGACCACCCGGCUGCCUUUUCUUGCUUGGACAUUCUUCAGGAGAUCGACAUCCAUGCCUUUUCUGAGAGGUCAUGGUUGAAUUUACUCAACAACAAUGCACAUCGCUUUAAGAGCGACACUAUUUUAAGGCUGGUUGAUGAAUUGGAUGCCCUCACAGCUCAAAACAGGGAGCUGCCCCAAGUAAAAGAGAACCUGAGAAAAGCUUGCAAACAGUUUGUUUCCCAAGUAAAUGAUGUUCCAAGAUCACCAAAUCAUCUGGAAGUGGCAUGCAAUUCAUAACUGGAGCAAUCUUUCCUUCUGAUGCAGUUCCAAGCUUGAGAUAUAUUCCUGAAAGCUCAUAAGCAGUGAGGAGAAUUAUAGUUUUCAACCAGUAGAGAAGCAGAGGACAUUGAUGAAAUGCAAGCAUUUGCUCAGCAAAUGCAAGUGGCACAAAUGGCAUCAACAUAUGAUUAAAGCAACCCUACUUUAGCAUGUUCUUUCAGCUCAAUAAUCACUUCAUGAUGCUUCAGAAGUUUACAGUAGCUAAAUUCUAUGGACUCACAGAGAUCUUUUGCAGAAGUGCAGGACACGAAUUCUACUAGCUGACAACACUAAAUAUGAAUGGUGCAGCAUGGAUUUUUUUUUUUUUUUUUUGGCAUCAUCUCUGUACGGGAACCUUAAAUUCGUUGAGAUUCUUGUGCUCUUUAAUCAUUCCGCUACCUCUAAUGCCACGCCUUCAUGAGCAAGUCUAAGAAAACCAUCAACAAGCCAACAACCCAUGGUGGUCCAAGAAUUCAUAUGGUCCAACUUUGUAGGCGAGCCAAGAUCAUGAUGAGCUUUACAAUAUUUUUAUUCGUCCAAGAACUUGAUCCAAAUUUACAGAUUGUUGUCCCCU
Molecule: messenger RNA, 4134 nt
Organism: Zingiber officinale
Lineage: Eukaryota; Viridiplantae; Streptophyta; Magnoliopsida; Zingiberales; Zingiberaceae
Product: pentatricopeptide repeat-containing protein At1g30610, chloroplastic-like
Exons: 9
Coding region: 240-3539 (1099 amino acids)
Biological process (GO): chloroplast organization
Cellular component (GO): chloroplast
Molecular function (GO): protein binding
Source: RefSeq, a predicted model, not a curated record